UUCCGGUUCGUUUAUUUCCGGGUCCCAGCACAAGCUGCGGCAACGGCCCUUUAUGGCUCAAAGCAGGGUCUGCGAGCUCUGUGCUCGCUCUUCUGUUCCUUGCUUUUUCUGCCACCCAUCUGUAGUCACUGCAGCCCGCAGUCAUCUACCCCUUCCCAGGGUCAGCGCGCAGCCGCGGCCCAACCUUCUUUCGGGCCCGGCUCCAGGAAGUCACUUCCGGCGCGAGUGUUUCCGGGUUGCCUCGGACCCCCGGGUACUGGUCUCUGUACCCCGCUGCCGGCCGGAGAGCUGAGAGCCCAGCAGGGCCCGGCUUGGGCAGCGGCCGCGCCUCCCGUUUGCGUCUCUCGUCGGGUCGCCCUCGGCGUCAGUCAGGGAGCGCUCCGUUGGUCCAGCAGGUGGCAUGUCAGGGCUUUUAGAGAUGUCCCUGCCUGCAGUCCAGAAGCCAUGGAGGAGAUAAGGUAGCCUCCCGGAUCAGAUGGGGAAGCCCAGUUCAAUGGAUACAAAAUAUAAGGAUGACUUAUUUCGGAAGUACGUGCAGUUCCAUGAGGGCAAAGUGGACACCACCCCCAGCAAGCAGCAGCGUGGCAAUGAUGAGUACCUCCGGGUGGCAGCCUCGACCCUGCUCAGCCUGCACAAGGUGGAUCCCUUUUAUCGAUUCCGGCUGAUCCAGUUCUAUGAGGUGGUGGAGAGCUCCCUACGCUCACUGCGUUCCUCAAGCCUGCGGGCUUUGCACUGCGCCUUCAGCGUGCUCGAGACUGUGGGCAUCAACCUCUUCCUCUACCCAUGGAAGAAGGAAUUCCGAAGCAUCAAGACCUACACAGGCCCUUUCGUUUACUAUGUCAAGUCGACAUUACUGGAGGAGGACAUCCGUGCUAUCCUGAGCUACAUGGGCUACACACCUGAGCUGGGGACUGUGUACAAGCUCAAGGAGCUUGUGGAGAGCCUCCAGGUGAAGAUGGUCUCCUUUGAGCUCUUUUUGGCCAAGGUAGAGUGUGAGCAGAUGCUGGAGAUCUACUCGCAGGUGAAGGACAAGGGCUACUCCGAGCUGGACGUCGUGAGCGAGCGCAAGAGCAGCUCAGAGGACGUACGUGGCUGCUCCGAUGCCCUGCGGCGGCGGGCUGAGGGCAGGGAGCACCUGAUCACUUCCAUGGCCCGAGUGGCACUCCAGAAGUCGGCCAGUGAGCGGGCGGCCAAGGACUACUACAAGCCCCGUGUGACCAAGCCCUCCAGGUCAGUGGACACGUACGACAGCUACUGGGAGAGCAGGAAGCCCCCCCUGAAGGCCUCGUUGAGCCUGCGGAAGGAGCCCGUGGCCACAGACUUGGGGGAGGACCUGAAGGACGAGAUCAUCCGCCCGUCCCCCUCCCUCCUGACCAUGUCCAGCUCCCCCCACGGCAGCCCCGAUGACCUUCCUCCCUCCUCGCCAAACAAUGGGCUUGGCCUGCUGCGCAGCGCGUACUUCUCUGCUCAGGAUGACGUGGACCUAUACACCGACUCGGACGCCAGGGCCGCAUACCGCAGGCAGGACGCUCUUCGGCCGGAUGUGUGGCUGGUCAGAAACGACGCCCACCCCCUCUAUCAUAAGCGUUCGCCCCCGGCCAAAGAGUCUGCUCUCUCCAAGUGCCCAAACUGUGGUCUGGCCUGCAGCGCUGCCCUCUGCCAGCGCUGCGACAGCCUGCUCGCCUGUCCCUCGGCGCCCAAGUCCAGCAACUUCCCCAUCAAGGCUGCUGCUCUUGACAGCCUGGCCCACGGGCCCCCUCUGCGGGAAAAGCACUCGAGCCAGGCUCAGGCCCUUGACCGCCUGCCGCCCCUCCACUCUAAGUCCAAGCCCUCCACCGCAGCCACCUCCCGCUGCGGCUUCUGCAACCGCCCAGGCGCCGCCAACACCUGCACCCAGUGUUCGAAAGUUUCCUGCGACGCCUGCCUCAGCGCCUACCACUACGACCCCUGCUGCAAGAAGAGCGAGCUGCACAAGUUCAUGCCCAACAACCAGCUGAACUACAAGUCCACCCAGUUCUCCCACCUCGUGUACAGAUAGACCCCACCUGGCACCUUCUCGCUACAAGGGCUACCCCACUGACCUCCUGGUUCCCUGGUGAGGAAGUGUUAAGGCAUCCGGUGGAAGCAGGGGCCUGAACUUGACCAUGUAGUGGCGGGGAUCUGGCUUGCUGCACCCAGGUGGGAGUUCACUUAGCAACUCAUAUUGCAACCGAUGGCUGCUCCGAUGGCUGCUCCGUCAUCUGACAAGGAGAGGGUGGCGCUUGCGCUCAGAUUCAGUUUGGCUAAUCACUCCCUGUUCAGUUGGUUUUUGGUUUGGUUUGGUUUGGUUUUCUUGUUUCUUCUAAGGAGGAUUUGUGUCUGGGAUUCAUGCCGCGCCCACCCCUCCCACUGUGAAGCCAACAUGGAUGGGGAAGGCCCUUCAGGUCACCUCCAGAUGUCCACCUGCAGCGGCGAGCUAGAGGCCUGUUGGCUUGUGAAAUGAGCCCUCCUGCCACACUGGGCCUCUCCUGACGGCUCACCCUUUGGCCAUCCUGUUCCCAAACGCAAGGAUCCCCAGCCAGACCCCCUGCACCCUGCCUUUCCUGCCUUCCCAGAUGUCAGAGGUGAAGUGAGUCCAGUAUUAGCUGAAUGUCAUCGUGUUGCCGCCACAGCUCUGUCAGCCCAUGGUGUUUGUGAACUUCGCGCCGGCACACUGACGUGUGGACUUCCCAUAGCAGGACUGACCUUUCCCUUUCUGUUGUUUGCACAUGCCCCUCUUACUGUACUGUAAAUAGAUAUUUUUGAGAUUUAUUUUUAAAUAAAUAUUCAACUUGCUAUGUGUUUCAAAGUGGUUAAAAAUUAAUUAUGUAGCUAUUUAUAAAAAGGCCCUGGGUUCUUAGUCUUCCAAGGGAGGCCUCCUGCCCUUUGCUCUUGUGUCUUCCCCUUGCCAGGGUGGAGUGGCGUUUGGGGCAGGGCAGGAGCAGAGACCAUGUCCCCUUUUCUCGAGCUGGUGGUGAGCCACUGUCUUCCCAGGAUAACUACUUACACCUACCUCCAGCGUGCACUUAGGGGGUUAGCACGGGUGCUGAGUCUGCCCUGCAGACUGCGAUGACCCAGUGACGAUUCAGGGAGCUCGCCCUUCGCAUCGACAGCCCUGGUCUUUGGAGCCUGCUGGUCGUUCGCCUUGCACUCCAGACUUCUUGAAUCUCGUUUCAGAAGGAAAAUCAUUUGGGUUUCCCACAGCUCUCCAUCUCUUCACCAGUUCCCAGCACUCAUCUGCAGCAACAUCCGGGAGCUUUUUGCACUAACUGGGCAGGAGUCGGCGCGUGUCCCCCAGAUGCUUGGCUGGGCCUCGGCGCUUCCGGACUGAAGGCCUGGACUCCCCGUGGGAAUCACCGAGGUCUGGAUUUUCCUCUUCUGGGGUUGCAGAACAGGAGUGGGGCAAGAAUUUGAAACUAAGUUGCUUCCUUGUAAACUACUGUUUUAGCUGUAAGUGUUUGUGAUGUACACACUGUUAGGGAUUUAUGCGCAGCAGGUUUUCUGGGAGGAAAAGGUGUUCGGCUCUGGAGCAGGUUUGAAUCUGGCUGAAUCCUGAGGCCACUGUGAAUUUGCCAAUGUCCUUCCAACUCAGUUGAGUGGUUUUAAGGUUUUCCAAAUCUUAUAUGGCUCUUUUUAUAAUAUAUAUAUAUCUAGUAGCUCACAUGUAGAUAUACAAUGUGUAUAUAAAGUUGAAUUUCAACCAAUUUUAUUACUAAGACCAGGCUGUCCGGGGCAUUCAUCUUUGAUGUUCUUCAUUUUCACAUUUCAGAACUGGCAAUGCCUGGCCCAUUCCCAAGAGCUCUAGUUUUCUAGUUUUCCACUUCCAGAUUGCUCCAGCAUCACAGUAACUUAGCUCCUAACCAACUGUGAUGCCACGUGAUUUACAGUGGGCAAAAGCAGGAAUGGCCAAGUUGUCCUAAGAAGACAAAGUCCAAUGUACCUAGCAUCGUGGAAAUACUGUCUUCAUAGACUGGAAUAGGAAAUACGACCGCACUCCUCCUUGCUGUGUAUCUUACUGUAUGAAGUUGCUGUGAUUAAGAUAGUUAAAUAUAUGCUAAUUUAACAACGCAGAUGUUUUGCAUUUGAUUUCUACCAAGAGUUGAAAUGUUGAGAGAUGAUUUUAAAAAAUAAUAAAGUGUCUUCCAUUGUUAAAUGAA
Messenger RNA from Heterocephalus glaber (naked mole-rat), 4175 nucleotides. It is a transcript of the gene Spata2, whose product is annotated as spermatogenesis associated 2. The record is from RefSeq and is a predicted model, not a curated record. Gene Ontology annotation, biological process: protein K63-linked deubiquitination; regulation of tumor necrosis factor-mediated signaling pathway; regulation of necroptotic process. Lineage: Eukaryota; Metazoa; Chordata; Mammalia; Rodentia; Bathyergidae. Gene Ontology annotation, cellular component: cytoplasm.